This is a messenger RNA of Solenopsis invicta (red fire ant), 1919 nucleotides long. RefSeq names its product ribosomal RNA-processing protein 8. Gene Ontology annotation, biological process: rDNA heterochromatin formation; regulation of transcription by glucose; cellular response to glucose starvation. The transcript has 4 exons. Gene Ontology annotation, molecular function: methyltransferase activity. The record is from RefSeq and is a predicted model, not a curated record. The coding region runs from base 242 to 1627 and encodes 461 amino acids. Lineage: Eukaryota; Metazoa; Arthropoda; Insecta; Hymenoptera; Formicidae. Gene Ontology annotation, cellular component: rDNA heterochromatin; chromatin silencing complex; nucleolus.
UUCCGAAAAAUGGAUGCCAUGGGGAACCCGGGUGUGAAAAAGCGGAACGAAGUUAUUCUAAUUGGUUAGAUCCCCACCACUCCGUCUUUCCGAUUCCGUUUUUUCGAUUAAAUGGGACGGCCCCUUAAACGAUCGUCAAUCGUCAUAUCAUUUAAUAUCAAUAACGUGGAUUAACGUUGGUGAACGUUACGCAGUUAAACGAAAGAGCUGAUUAAACGGUUAUAAACUUCUUAACAAGACAAUGCCAAAAUUAAAAAGAAAUGCACACGACCAAGAGACAUUUGUUGAAAAUGCAAACGUAUCUCUCGUUAAGAAACAAAGGAAGAAUAAAAAUGACAAGGAGUUAUCUCAUGGUGUACAUAAAAAUGAUUCAAAGAAAUCAGGCGCAUCUAAUGAAAAAAUAAAGAAUACAUUUACAAGCAAACAAAAUAGUAAGAAGAAAAAAUAUGGUUCUAGUAAUAAAUUUGAUGCAAAAGGUACAGAGAAAUUAGAUAGUCCAACAAAAUAUUCAAGAGAUGAUAAACAGAUAUUGGAAGUAUCUCAAAAAGUACAAAUUAACACAGAUGGUAAAACAAAACACAAAAUGAAGAAUAAGAAUAAAUCUGGUGCAAACGAUGUAAAGAAAUCAGAUGUUCCAAUAAAAUAUCUAAAAAAUGAUAAUAAAACAUCAGAGAUACUUGAAAAAACAAAUAGCAAAGCAAAAAAUAAGAAGGGAAAUGACGAACAAAAACAGAACACGAUGAUGCAAAAGAAGCUUGAACGUGCGAAUAAGUAUGCUGCGAGAAUCGAUAAUGCAAAGGAGUCUAUUGAUUUCGAAUCUAAAAAAAUGAAAAUUGAUAAAUUUAAAAAGUUGGCUGAUAAGAAGCUAAAACGAAUGUCAGUAGAAACACGGGGAAUUACAUUAGAGUUGAACAAAUUUAUAAUGAAAAUUAAGGAAAUGGAAGAGAUGCUCGCUAAAAAUUCGGAAGAAAGGCAUUCUUUGAAAAGUGGAAUGACGCAUUUAACAGCAGCUGGAUAUAGAUAUCUUAAUCAAAUGUUACAUGACAAUAAUAGUUCCCAAUCUAAGUGUUAUUUUAAAGAGAACCCUAACGCUUUCAAGAUUUAUCACAUGGGAUAUAAAUGGCAGCUUGAACAGUGGGCAAUAAAUCCACUGGAUGUUAUAAUAUCAUCAAUCAUGGAACUACCAGUGGAUCUUAUGAUCGCCGAUUUUGGAUGUGGUGAGGCACGGCUUGCUGCUUCUAUUCCUAAUAAAGUAUAUUCGUUUGAUUUCGUCGCUUUGAAUGAUAGAGUGAAAACUUGCGACAUGUCUCAUACCUCAUUACGAACGAAAAGCAUUGAUGUUGCUGUGUUUUGCCUCUCACUAAUGGGAUCAAAUCUUAAUGAUUAUAUAAUAGAAGCUAACAGGAUUCUUAAAAACAACGGUAUUUUGAAAAUAGCUGAGAUCGAAAACAGAUUUGAGAAUGUAAAAAAUUUUAUAAAACAUCUGCGAAGUUAUGGUUUUAAAAGUAUAUGGAAACACUCUUCUGACCCGUUUUAUUUUUUGGAUUUCAUAAAAGAGAAAGAUAUAAAUAUGAAAGAGAAAACUCUCCCUCCAAUUACGCUCCAAUCAUAUUUGUAUACAAAAUGAUAAGAUUUUAUUAUAUUCAAAAUAUUUUAUUUUUUACACCAGAGACAAAGUUGUUUUAUGUGAAAACAUUUUAUUUUUUAUGAAACUUAAAAGAAUUUCAAAUACAAAAAAAUAUGUAUGUUCCUGCAAACUUUUAUACAUUACUAAUUUUGUAUCUAUUGCUAUUUGCUAUAUCUCUGUUGAUAUUACGAUUUACUUUCAAGUAUUAUAGCAAAAGUAAUAAGCUUAUAUCUUAUUCAAACGUAUGUACCAGUUCAAACUGUUACCACUUCAAUUUAUUAUUCUUCGAAAU